Soboliphyme baturini is the source of this 813-nucleotide messenger RNA. NCBI's taxonomy places the organism in Eukaryota, Metazoa, Nematoda, Enoplea, Dioctophymatida, Soboliphymatidae. The record is from the annotation of a GenBank genome assembly.
AUGAACUUUCCUGUUUUUAACUUUACAGGAACGGAUGCGGGAGACUUCGAACGUGCUUUGUUCCGGGAUUUGCUGCAGAAUUAUGAUCCGCUCGUUCGACCAGUGAGGAACGAGACAGAUGCGAUUGAGGUCAAAUUAGGUAUCGAUUUGCAACAAAUUAUCGACGUGGAUGAAAAAAACCAACUCAUACAAACCAACGUUUGGCUGCAGUUUGAAUGGCAUGACAAGUUUCUGCAAUGGCAGCCGGAAGAGUAUGGUAAUCUGGACAAGGUGCGCUUACCAAUUACACGUAUUUGGCGACCAGACGUACUCCUUUAUAACAGUGCCGACCAAGCAUUUGACUCGACUUACCACACGAACGCAAUUGUAAACUUCGAAGGUCGCGUGACUUGGCUGCCUCCAGGAAUAAUUAAAAGCAGCUGCAAAAUCGACAUUACCUGGUUUCCAUUCGAUGAUCAGAAAUGCUCGCUAAAAUUUGGAAGUUGGACUUAUAGUGGAUAUCACAUAAAUUUAGUAGCAGGCGAAGUGAAGAAGGGCACGUACGUCGAAAACGGAGAAUGGAUCCUAAUGGGUUACCUAUAUGACAGCAAAAUAUAUGAGCCGUACAUCGACGUUACAUUCACCUUUCGGAUAAGGCGAAGGACGUUGUACUACGGCUUCAACCUCAUUAUUCCGUGCAUAUUGAUUUCGAUGAUGACGUUACUGGGCUUCACUCUGCCACCAGAUGCCGGGGAAAAGCUGACACUGGGUAACUUUGUUUUUGUUCUUCUUCAAUAUAAAAAAAUAAUUAUCAGCGAUAACGAAGAUAGGUAG